Molecule: messenger RNA, 564 nt
Organism: Fasciola hepatica (liver fluke)
Lineage: Eukaryota; Metazoa; Platyhelminthes; Trematoda; Plagiorchiida; Fasciolidae
Source: the annotation of a GenBank genome assembly
AUGCCACGCGCGUCCGAUAUACUCUCACACGGUAUCCCGUAUGAGGCGAACAACCGUGCCGUACCCGACAAAAUUGACUGGCGUGAAUCUGGUUAUGUGACGGGGGUGAAAGAUCAGGGAAACUGUGGUUCCUGUUGGGCUUUCUCAACAACCGGUACUAUGGAGGGACAGGCUGUGGAAGGUCAGUGUCGAUACAAUAGGCAGUUGGGAGUUGCCAAAGUGACUGGCUACUAUACUUUGCAUUCUGGCAAUGAGGCAGGAUUGAAAAGUUUAGUCGGUUCCGAAGGACCUGCUGCGGUCGCUGUGGAUGUUGAAUCUGACUUCAUGAUGUACAGGAGUGGCCUCUCACGUAUAUUUACACUUGAUGCCAAGACUUUAGCUCAUCCACGGUCUACCACGAAGGGACUGAGAGUUUUCAUGAGCACAGGACAACGGAUUGAUUUGAAAUCGAUCAUUGAUCCGUGUUUGGAGAACAGUGCGAUUGAUGGAUUCCCUCGAAAUGACCAAAGUUCCACAUCGAGUUACAAUGAAUUCAAUUCAAAUGAUACCAGGAAUUGUCGAUGA